This is a messenger RNA of Clunio marinus, 1724 nucleotides long. The record is from the annotation of a GenBank genome assembly. NCBI's taxonomy places the organism in Eukaryota, Metazoa, Arthropoda, Insecta, Diptera, Chironomidae.
GAGCGAGACAGUUCCAAGUUUUGAUUUUGUGGUGUGCAGAUCGGUCUAAAUUAAAUAAAAAGCUACAAAAUGUGUGACGAUGAUGUUGCUGCAUUAGUUGUUGACAAUGGAUCCGGUAUGUGCAAAGCCGGUUUCGCUGGAGAUGACGCUCCACGCGCUGUCUUCCCCUCCAUUGUUGGUCGCCCACGUCACCAAGGUGUCAUGGUCGGUAUGGGACAAAAAGACUCAUAUGUUGGAGAUGAAGCUCAAAGCAAACGUGGUAUCCUUACAUUGAAAUACCCAAUUGAACAUGGAAUCAUCACAAACUGGGAUGACAUGGAAAAAAUCUGGCAUCACACAUUCUACAAUGAAUUGCGUGUCGCCCCCGAGGAACACCCAGUUCUCUUGACUGAAGCCCCAUUGAACCCAAAAGCUAACCGCGAGAAGAUGACACAAAUCAUGUUUGAAACAUUCAACUCACCAGCCAUGUAUGUCGCCAUCCAAGCCGUUCUCUCAUUGUACGCUUCAGGUCGUACCACCGGUAUUGUUUUGGAUUCAGGUGAUGGUGUUUCACACACAGUCCCCAUCUAUGAAGGUUACGCACUCCCACAUGCCAUCCUUCGUUUGGAUUUGGCUGGUCGUGACUUGACCGAUUACUUGAUGAAGAUCUUGACCGAACGUGGUUACUCAUUCGUCACAACAGCUGAACGUGAAAUCGUUCGUGACAUCAAGGAGAAGUUGUGCUAUGUUGCCUUGGACUUCGAACAAGAAAUGGCCACUGCUGCCGCUUCCACUUCACUCGAAAAGUCAUAUGAAUUGCCUGAUGGUCAAGUUAUCACCAUCGGUAAUGAACGUUUCCGUUGCCCAGAAUCUCUCUUCCACCCUUCAUUCUUGGGUAUGGAAUCAUGCGGUAUCCACGAAACUGUCUAUAACUCAAUCAUGAAGUGCGACGUUGAUAUCCGUAAGGACUUGUACGCUAACACAGUCAUGUCAGGUGGUACCACCAUGUACCCUGGUAUUGCUGAUCGUAUGCAAAAAGAAAUCACUGCCUUGGCUCCAUCUACCAUUAAGAUUAAGAUCAUUGCCCCACCAGAGCGUAAAUACUCCGUAUGGAUCGGUGGAUCAAUCUUGGCUUCCCUCUCAACCUUCCAACAAAUGUGGAUCUCCAAGGAAGAAUACGACGAAUCCGGUCCAGGCAUUGUUCACCGCAAAUGCUUCUAAAUUAUUUCGCAAUGUCAUCGAAAUUGUCAUCAAUCAUUUGAUGUUACAAUUUUACUCUUCAUUAUUUUUAUUCAGCUUCUUAUCAUCCAUUCAAUAUUUUUAAUUGACCCACUGAAGGGAUAAAAACUUUUUUUCCUUUGAUUCAAUCAUAAGUUAUCGAAGAAAUGAAUUUGAAUGAAUGAAGUUAAGUGUGAUAACAUCUUUGAUCGGUUUUACCCUUAAACAAAGCAACAACAAAGCAACAGACUUCGAGACAAAGGAAAAUACUUAAAAUCAUUAAAAAUUUGUGUGCAAUUAUUAAAAACAGGAAAGGAAACAUUUAACUUUGUUACAUUCAAAAUGGCGACUAAGUGAAAUUUUUAAUCGCAAAAUUAACAUCAAUCAACCAAAGAACAAAACAAAUUAUAAGAUUAAGGGCAAGCUUUUGUUAUGUAUUAACUAUAUUUAUAGAGAACGAUACAAUCAAGGUAGAACUUAAAUAAAUGUCACAACAAAUUUUCAUCUCGAAAUUGAAGGAAAAUUUA